AUGUCGGGCGGCAGGAGCAUCGACAAAGAGCGCAAGUCGCCCAGGGAAAGUGGGGAGGAUUCCGAGGAUGAAAGCGAAAUCCUGGAAGAAAGUCCUUGCGGCCGCUGGCUUAAAAGACGAGAAGAGGUACAAUUAAGAAGCAAUUGUUCAGCCCGACUUUCCCUGCGCCGGUCACUGACCGCGGAUUCGGCGCUUGCGCAACUAAAAGUCACUGUCGCUUUCUACACUGAUAAUUUUUCUUCACCACCAUCUUGA
Molecule: messenger RNA, 255 nt
Organism: Pieris macdunnoughi
Lineage: Eukaryota; Metazoa; Arthropoda; Insecta; Lepidoptera; Pieridae
Source: the annotation of a GenBank genome assembly